Messenger RNA from Fomitopsis serialis, 524 nucleotides. RefSeq lists its product as uncharacterized. The record is from RefSeq and is a predicted model, not a curated record. The transcript has a single exon. The coding region runs from base 96 to 524 and encodes 142 amino acids. Lineage: Eukaryota; Fungi; Basidiomycota; Agaricomycetes; Polyporales; Fomitopsidaceae.
GCGCCGCCCGGAGCGCAGAAGCCGAGCUGGCCGAGCGCGUGAGCGCAGCAGCCAAGGCCCUCCUGCCUCCCUCGCACGGCGAUAUCGAUGCGGAUAUGGACACCUCAGAUGACUCCUUCGACGACGACGCGAAGCGCAUGCGCAAGCACGACUUGCACGUCGCGAUGGACAUGCGUGCGGAGGCGCGGCGGGCGCGCAAGCGCGAGAAGCAGCGGAGCAAGGAGGUCGGUGCGCUGCUCGACCUAAAGAUGGAGCGCGGCAUUGCGCCCGGCAAGGGUGCGAUGCGCUCCAUCGCGCAGCUUGUCGCGAACAUGGUGCUGCGCCGCCGAGACACGUUCCGACCGCUGGCGAAUCGGAAGACGAGCACGGUGCGCGCGCCGUACGUGCGCACCCAGCUGUCGUGCUGCGUCAUGGCGGAGGACCUUCUCGAGUUUGAGCCUGAGGACAUUGACGUUGAUGCGGACGCGGAUGUGGACCCAGAUGCGAUGGACGUGUCUGACGAGUCGGACAUGGAACAAGACUAA